AUGGUGGCAGUCGUUGUUCUGGUAGAGUUGAGGUUCUUCAUGAUGGUCAGUGGAACAGUGUGCGAUGAUUACUGGGAUCUGAAAGAUGCUGAAGUGGUUUGUAAAGAGGUGGGCUGUGGUGAGGCUUUAGAGGCUCUGGGUAGUGCUCACUUUGGACAAGGAUCAGGACCAAUCUGGAUGGAUAAUGUGGACUGUAGUUUAAAGACCUCACUAAAGAACUGUGGAUCAAGAGGAUGGGGUGUUCACUACUGUGGUCAUAAUGAAGAUGCUGGAGUCAUCUGCUCAGGUCACAAAGUUCCUAGACUUGUUAAUGGAUCUCAUCUGUGUUCUGGAAGAGUGGAGCUGGUUCAUGGGAAGACAUGGGGCACAGUGUGUGAUGCUGUGUUUGAUGAUCAGGAUGCAGAGGUUGUGUGUAGAGAGCUGAACUGUGGGGUUCCUGUACAGCUGCUGGGUGCAGAUACUUUUGGUAAAGGAGAGGGGCAGGUGUGGACACAAGAGAUUCAAUGUAGAGGAGAUGAAUCACAAAUAUACUUCUGUCCACAUCAAUCUUCAAACAAGAACAACUGUUCACAUGACAAUGAUCUGAUAUUUUUCUGCUCAGGUUACACAGAGCUCAGACUGAUGAACGGCUCUGAUAUCUGCUCUGGUCGAGUUGAGCGUCAGUAUUUCAGUAAAUGGGGCUCAGUGUGUGAUGAGUGCAUGAAUAUGAGAGCUGCCAAUGUUCUCUGUAGACAGCUGAAUUGUGGGAUUGCUGUGUCUGUUGUGGGAGUGGACUGGUUUGGAGAGGGAUCUGGUGAAAUCUGGGCUGAUGUGUUUGAUUGUCAGGGGAAUGAAACAAAACUCUCAGAAUGUUCAAUCUCUUCAUGGAGUCGAGCUGAAUCCUCUCAUAAACAAGAUGUUGGAGUCAUUUGUUCUAAUUCCUCUCUGUCUCUUCAUGAUGGUCGAGUGAGGUUGUCUGGAGAGAGAGAGUGUGAGGGUGAGGUGGAAGUUUACAUUCAUCAGGUUUGGAGGAGAGUUCUGCUGGACUCCUGGAGUCUCACUGAAUCCUCUGUGGUCUGCAGACAGCUGGGCUGUGGCUCUGUGCUGAAGUUCACUAACUCCUCUUCAUCCAGUGAUGAACACAGUUAUGAGUGUGUGAUGGGCUUCCAGUGCUCUGGGACUGAAGAUCAUCUGAGGAACUGCAGCUCUCCACAAACUCUCAACUGCAGCACAACACAACAGCUGGCAAUCACCUGCCAAAGUCAGAAGUCCAUCAGGUUGGUGGGUUCUGGUGGAGAUUGUGCAGGAAGGCUGGAGGUUUUUCACAAAGGCUCAUGGGGUACAGUGUGUGAUGACUUCUGGGAUAUUAAAGAUGCUCAUGUGGUGUGCAGACAGCUGCAGUGUGGAGUGGCUCUCAGUAAUCAGCCAGUACCAGCCUGGUUUGGUCCUGGUUCUGGACCCAUAUGGCUGGAUGAUGUGAACUGUGAGGGGAAUGAGAUGUCACUCUGGAGCUGCUCUUCACGGGUCUGGGGAGAUCAUGACUGUAAACAUCUGGAUGAUGUAGGAGUCGUGUGCUCAGAGUUUAAAGAGUUCAGGUUAACUGAAGGCUGUGAAGGGAAUGUGGAGGUUUUCUUCAAUGGAUCUUGGGGUAAUGUUUGCUACAAUCAGAUGAACAGAGACACAGCGAGUCUGAUCUGUCAAGAGCUGAACUGUGGAAGAUCUGCCAGUGAACCCAAUUAUUCGGAUGGACUAAGGUUUCAGAAUUGGUUGGAUUACUUUAAAUGUCGAUCACAUGACUCCACCUUAUGGCAGUGUCCAUCUUCACCUUGGGGGCAGAACGACUGUAAUGAAGAUGAAGUGGCCAAUAUUAUCUGCUCUAGUGAGAUGAAAUUAAAAAAAACGGUUUUGAGAGAUUUCCAAUUAUUUCCUCACCAGAGACAAUGUUCAAAUCAUCUUCCUCUCAGACUGAGUGGAGGGAAGGGUUUGUGUUCGGGGAGACUGGAGGUUUAUCAUAACUCUGUGUGGGGUUCAGUCUGUGAUGAUCUGUGGGACAUCAGAGAUGCUCAGGUGGUCUGCAGGCAGCUGGGUUGUGGAGCAGUAUUGAGUGCUGAUGGGAAUGAAGUGUUUGGUGCUGGUGAAGGUGUUGUGUGGAUGAACAGAGUCGAGUGCAGAGGGACUGAGAUUCACCUGUGGGACUGUCCUCAUGUCCUGAAAAAACACACUGACUGCUCACAAAAAGAACAAGUUAGACUCAUCUGUGCAGGUGAGAGGAAAACACUGAGAGAUGAUUUGAUGUAACCAUUGAACACAAAACUAGUCAUAAGGCUCAAAAUUACAGUCAUAAUAGUUUUAAUAAAUUAAGAUUUACAUCAUCUGAAGUUUGAAUAAAUAAGCUUUCCAUUGAUUUAUGGAAUAGGACAAUAGUUGGCCGAUAUACAACUAUUAGAAAAUGUGGAAUCGCUUCCAAUGUUCAAAUUUGGCCACAUUUUGGUUUAUGCAGUGCUCAGAUAAAUCUAUGGGCCCUAUUUUAACAAUCUGAAACGCAAGUGCGAAGCGCAAAGCGCAGGUGACUUUGUGGGCGGAUCUUGGGCGCUGUUGCUAUUUUCCCAGCAGUAGAAAUAACU
Misgurnus anguillicaudatus (oriental weatherfish) is the source of this 2603-nucleotide messenger RNA. The record is from RefSeq and is a predicted model, not a curated record. Lineage: Eukaryota; Metazoa; Chordata; Actinopteri; Cypriniformes; Cobitidae.